Agrilus planipennis (emerald ash borer) is the source of this 2446-nucleotide messenger RNA. RefSeq names its product trypsin alpha-3. The transcript is spliced from 6 exons. Gene Ontology annotation, biological process: proteolysis. Lineage: Eukaryota; Metazoa; Arthropoda; Insecta; Coleoptera; Buprestidae. The record is from RefSeq and is a predicted model, not a curated record. Gene Ontology annotation, molecular function: serine-type endopeptidase activity. The coding region runs from base 626 to 1429 and encodes 267 amino acids.
UUGAAAUUAUUAUCUGCGCGAACUCUUUUAUCUGAUGAGCAAGUGAUUUACUUGCUGUAACUCUGUCAUUUUCGGUUGUAUUUGAAUAAUGCUUUGCUGGAAAAAAAGAAAAUUUCUUUUUCAAAGUUUUGUGUCCUUUUUUUUCUAUUCGAGAACCUGGUAAACAGAACAAGUUCAUAUAACCAAUUGUGAUGUGAUUACUAUAAAUUAGUGGAACAUUGAAUAUUACAGUUAUUCAAUUUUUGUCGUUGAUUACUGUAGGUUUCUAAUACGUAUCGUCAAUAAGUCUAAAUGUAAAAAUCUUGCAAUGGGCAGUUUAAUUAGUGAUAUUUUCCAAAAGACAUAUUCUUCUUGUAAAACUAGUCGUCGAUGGUGUAUAUAUGUUCAUAAAAGUACCAACUGUAUUCAAUAAUUUGUACACUUUGUAUUUGUCAUUAAAUUAGGCAAUUUUAAUUGUGAUAAUUUGCAUAUUUAUUCGAUGAAAUGAAGAACGUAAUGGUGAUAUUUAGUGUUAUAAUAUUAGUUGCAGUUUCUUGCGUUAUUGGAUUUGGAAAAACAAAAAUACGUACUUAGAUAGAUACAUAGAUUUGUAUUUUUAGGUAUUAUUACUGUGCUCAAUGCAAAUAUGGUGACAAAAUUGGGCACACGAAUUAUUAAUGGGACGGUAGUAACCAAUCGCACAGAAUUCGCUUAUCAGGUAUCGUUUAGAGUUAAAUCAUUAAACCAUCACUUCUGUGCUGGAACAAUAAUCAGCGAAAGGGCAGUUUUGACGGCAGCCCACUGUUUUGAAACAUAUUCUGCCAAUUCUGUGGUGGCUGUUGUAGGCGAUUUGGACAUAUCCGCAACCUCCAGGGAAACCGUUCACAUGGAGGUUGCCGCGAUCUUGUCGCAUGCAGACUACAAUAGAACAUCUAUCGAAAAUGAUGUUGCAGUUGCCAUGACUAAGGAAAUUUUUAGUUGGACUUCAACUGUUAAUUUUCUACCUCUUGCAAACAAUACGCCACAGGGUGGUACCGAAUGUUAUAUUUCGGGCUGGGGUUCUACUUAUUAUGAAGGACCUGCUUCGCCGAAACUUUUGUAUGCCAUUGUCCUUAUUAUUAACAAAACAGUGUGUAACAGUGUUUAUGGAAACAAAAUAACGGAAGAUAUGUUGUGUGCCGGAUAUUUGAAUGGAACAGCUGAUGCAUGUAGUGGUGACUCUGGAGGACCAUUAGUAUGCGGUGGUGUCGUUGCGGGUAUUGUUUCUUGGGGCUAUGGAUGCGCUCAUGCGCCAUAUCCAGGAGUCUAUACGGAUGUUGCCUAUUUCAAAAGUUGGAUCGAGACCCAAAUAGAGAACUACACGCCAGACAGUAGUCAUUCUGCCAAACACUAUUUUCAUGUUCAUAUCGCGCUAUUUUUAAUUGUUUGUGUGAUGCUCGCGAAUAAAUGAAUUGAUAAAAUUUUUAGAUAUGAGAAUGAAAAUAUUUGUUUUAGUAAUAAUAUGUUUUUAUAUAUUAUAUAUAAGUAGUAGUAAUAUUUUGCAUCCUUAAAUCGUCUGUACGUUUUUUGCAACGAUACCUGAAGUUGAAUGAAUUGCUAAGUAACUAAUGGAAUAUCAUUACAAUAAGAUACCAAUAACAAAAAUUAUUCUAACGUUAAAUAAGUAUUUCCGUACGUGUCUUUAUGAGAAAUAAUAACGAAAUAUAAGCCUAGAAAUCAUAGUACACUUGAAAAGCAAAAUUUUCAAAGCAUAUGAAGUAUUUCCAUUAAAGUCUGCUUACGGAAUAUCAUAUUUGGACAUUUUGACCACUCCUACUCUUGCGUCACAGCUGUCAUCAGCUGUUGUUAGCCAUCUUUGACAGCUGUCAUCGCCGGCCACCAUUUUGGUCUGUGCACCCUACCCCGAUUGCUUCGCUGCUGUAUCAGACUUCAUUCGUGGACUUCAGCCGUCAGCCCUUCGCCAUCAUUGUGAUUUACUCCACUACUACAAACAUCCAAAUGGCGGCCGACAUUGACAGCUGUCAAAGAUGGCCGAUAACAGCUGAUAGCUGACUAAAAACUUCGGCGUCGUUUUCCUACACUCAGAAGACUUACGGAGUUAUAACAUAUUGAAACAUAAUAUUGUCAUUUCUGACAGAAGCUAGGGGUGCUGCUAUUUUAAAUUGAAUUUAAAAAUGUAUACAAAAGAAACAAGUCUUGCUGGUCAGAAUUCUGCCGUACUAUACUUAUGUUCAUAACAUCGUUCUCAUCUUUAGAAGCCUUUUGUAAACCGUAAACCAAUUAGACAAAUACGCGAAUUGUGUAACUACUAUGGAUUCAGUUUAAUAAAAGUAAUAUGUGAAAGAGCUAUCGUUUAAACAGCGGCGGUUCGAGAGAGAUGUUGCGCAAAUAAAAAAAAAAUAAACAAACAAAUGUAGGCUUUGCUACGAACGGCUUAAGUCCGCUGGAUGGCUAUGAGUUGCGCAAA